This is a messenger RNA of Nymphalis io (European peacock), 1002 nucleotides long. RefSeq names its product pancreatic triacylglycerol lipase-like. Lineage: Eukaryota; Metazoa; Arthropoda; Insecta; Lepidoptera; Nymphalidae. Gene Ontology annotation, biological process: lipid metabolic process. Gene Ontology annotation, molecular function: lipase activity. The transcript is spliced from 5 exons. The record is from RefSeq and is a predicted model, not a curated record. The coding region runs from base 1 to 1002 and encodes 333 amino acids.
AUGAAGCUCUUAACGAUUCUUCUCGCUUCGGUAACAUUGUGUGCUGGAAGCGCCAUUCCUUUGGUGCCAGGAGACAACAGCCACUAUGUCGAAGGAGUGAGCCGUUACAUCUGGAUGCCAAAUGGCGAAGGUGUUCCUCAGCUAGUAGAUCUUCAGGCCCCAGCGAAUGAAGUAGAGCUAUUGAACACGAGAAAUGGAGCCAACAACCAGUAUUGGCUCUUUACCAGAAAUAACCCAACCAGUCGUCAGAUCUUGGUGAAUGGAAACAUUAAUUCCGUCCGUAACUCGAACUACCGAGCUAACAGACCCACCAAAGUUAUUGUCCACGGAUGGAACAACAAUGGCAACAGUGAAAUGAACCCGUUGAUCACGUCCGCUUUCCUCGCGGUUCAAGACGUAAAUGUGAUCGUUGUGGACUGGAACCGUCUCGCUAACGGCUUAUAUACAACAGCAGUCCGCGGUGUGCCCGAUGUUGGUCGUCAUCUUGGAAAUUUCAUAGCAUGGCUCUUCAAUAACGCUGGUGGCAACUGGAAUCAACUACACUUGGUAGGCUUCAGUUUGGGCGCCCAUAUUGUUGGCAAUGCUGGUCGCACUAUCGGAGGUCGCGCUGCCCGUGUCACAGGCUUAGAUCCAGCUGGCCCACAAUGGGGUGGUAACUCCAAUGCACUUAAUCGUAAUUCUGGUGUAUACGUCGAAUCAAUCCACACUGAUGGUGGUCUUCUGGGUAUAUUCGACCCUAUCUCCAACGCUGAUUUCUACCCCAACGGUGGCAGAAACCCUCAACCUGGUUGUUCAAUAAGCACCUGCUCCCACGGCCGUGCCAAUCAACUUUUCGCUGCCAGUAUAAGGUUUAACAACUUUAUUGGAAGGCAAUGCUCUAAUCUGAAUCAAGCCCAAAAUAACAACUGCAGUGGUAAUCAGCUUCGUAUGGGUAAUCGUGACUUGGGAAAAAGAGGAAAUGGACUCUUCGGAUUGAGGACUGGAAACAGGUGGCCUUUCUAA